Molecule: messenger RNA, 1059 nt
Organism: Papaver somniferum (opium poppy)
Lineage: Eukaryota; Viridiplantae; Streptophyta; Magnoliopsida; Ranunculales; Papaveraceae
Exons: 1
Coding region: 1-1059 (352 amino acids)
Molecular function (GO): nucleic acid binding; RNA-DNA hybrid ribonuclease activity
Source: RefSeq, a predicted model, not a curated record
AUGGUUUCUGAAUUUAUUAUGCAUGACAUUAGAGAAUGGAAUGUUCCAUUGGUACAAGCUUUCUUCACUAGAGAAAAUUGUCUGAAAAUCUGCAGCAUGAGAGUUCUUAUCCCUGGUAAUGACACUCUAGUUUGGCCCUAUAACAAGUAUGGGAUUCUUACUGUCAAAUCUGUGUACAAAUUACUUGCUAAUGGACUACCUCAUAAUUCGACCAAUAAUCCUGAUAUUGAGGUCUAUAGAGCUAUUUGGAAAUCUCCUCUAUUUCCUAGAACUCAGAUUUUCCUAUGGAAAUGUGUUGAAAAUAUCAUUCUCACAGGUAGCAAGUUAGCUAGAUAUAAUAGCAAUCAUGAUAAAUGUAAGGUGUGUAAUUCUGAUGUUGUUGAAACCCCUGAGCAUAUGGUCCUUCAGUGUUCUUUUGCUAGAAAUGUUUGGUCUAACAUCCCUAUUGUCAGUAAUCUUAUUUUGCAGGACCUGAAUUCUAACAUUAGUCUAAAAGACUGGAUUACUAAAUGGCUCACAUCAAGCCAAUUACAGACUCAUCUAGUUACUGCUAUGAAUACUGCUUGGUGUAUUUGGAAGGAUAGGUGUUUUAAAGUCUUUGAAAACAAAACAUCUAAUCCUCAGAUCACAGCUAGAACUGCUCUUAAGAUUUCUGCAGAUAUUUUCAAUAAUCUAGUGUCCAUUCCUAAUACCAAUACUACUUCUCCAGUGCAUGACAAUAAUCCUAUUUUCCUGCAUCAGAUUUCACAAGACAGUUUAAUAUUAUAUUUUGAUGCCUCUUUUGACAAAGACACUAACAAUUCUGGAAUUGGUAUUGUGGCAAUGAAUAAUACAGGUGAAUUCAAAGGGUGCAAAUUAGUAUCUGGAAGAAAAGCAAGCUCUGAAGAUGUUGAAAGUGGUGCUCUUCUAGAAGCUGCUAAAUGGAUCAAGGAGAAGAAUCUUCAAGAUGUCUACUUAGUCAGUGAUGCCAAAAAUGUCGUGGCAUAUCUUAAUAAUGACAGAGGCCAAGCUAGUUGGACUUCCUGCUCAAUUCUAGAUGAUUGUUUAUUUCUUUUAUAG